This is a messenger RNA of Arctia plantaginis, 1662 nucleotides long. NCBI's taxonomy places the organism in Eukaryota, Metazoa, Arthropoda, Insecta, Lepidoptera, Erebidae. The record is from the annotation of a GenBank genome assembly.
AUGCGUGUGUCAAAUCUUAUAAGUGAUAAAAGCUUGAAUUUGUUAUAUCUUGUAACUCUUUUUAGCUGCAUAAAUACUUUUGUGACUGCCGAUUCGAAUGUUGAAGGACUGUACAAACUAGACAUAAUUCAUUACAACGAUUUCCAUGCAAGAUUCGAAGAAACAUCCGUCCAGACCCCAAUAUGUACAUUCAACAACAACUCUUGCUUGGGCGGAUUUCCUCGUCUCUAUCAAGAGAUCCGCACUCUACUUAAAGAGAAACCUGACUCCGUAGUCUUGAACGCUGGCGACACCUUCCAGGGAACGUAUUGGUAUACACUUUUGAAGUGGAAUGUAACGCAGGAGUUUAUGAAUAUGAUACCUCAUGAUGCUCACGCGCUGGGUAAUCAUGAUUUUGACGAUGGUCCAGCCGGCGUGGUUCCGUACAUUGCCGCUCUGAAGGCGCCUGUACUAGCAGCCAACAUGGAUACCAGUGAGGAACCAUCUUUCGAAGGGUUGUACGAGCCUCACAUUAUCGUCAACAGGAAGGGACGCAGGAUUGGGAUCAUUGGAUUGAUAACUGUAGAUACAAAGGAUUUAGGUGAUCCAGGAAAGGUUAAAUUCACUGAUCCAAUAGCAGCUACAAGAAGAGAGGCACAAGCGUUGCAUGAGCAAGGUGUUGACAUUAUUAUUCUUUUAUCACAUUGUGGCCUUGAUGUGGACAAGGAGAUUGCUCGAGAAGUCGGAGAACACAUUGAUAUUAUAAUUGGCGGACAUAGUCACUCAUUACUUUGGAACGGACCAUCACCUAGCGGAGAAGUAGUAAGAGGUCCUUACCCGAUAAUAAUUGAGAGUAGCGAAGAUAAGAAACACCAGGUAUUAAUAGUUCAGGCAUCUGCGUUUACUAAAUACAUGGGUAAUUUGAGCGUGUAUUUCGACACCAAGGGUGACUACCGCAAAUGGGAGGGUGGCCCACUCUUCUUAGACAGAUCCAUUCCUGAAGAUGCUGAAAUUAAAGCAAAACUCGAGCCCUAUGCAAAAUUAGUGCAUGAAGCGGAAAAUGAGAGCGUGGGGGAAAGUUUACAUGAUAUGUUAAAGGAGGACUGCGCCUUCGGAGAAUGCAACGUUGGUGAUCUGCUCGUAGCAGUUUUAGAUGAUGCUGUCAAGAGUGUGGUAGGGGAUAGGCCCAACUGCUUAUCUUUUAUCUCGAGACCCACAAUUCAGUCUUCGAUACAUCAAGGAGUUGUCACGAAAGGAACAAUCUUUAAGAUGCUACCGUACAACGACCGUAUCAAGAUGUUUCAGAUCAAGGGUAAUGUUGUACGGGAAGCGUUGGAACACUCUGUCUCGGAAGCGACAGGGUACCAUCCGUUCCAGGGUCCUUGGUUACUACAAGUGUCUGGUCUUCAAGUGACCUACAACGUGAGUCUUCCUGAAGGACAAAGGAUAACGUCUGUUAAUAUCGGUGUAAAAGGCUCCAACAAUCCUCUGGAUGACGAUCAGAUAUACACGGUAGCAGCUCCAUCGUUUCUAGCUGAUGGCGGUGAUGGUUACCAGAUGUUUAAGCCCGCAAAGCAGAACGUGUCAAUAAUAGGUCGUCUCGAAGGGUUGGUAGAAACAUACAUUAGCCAACAUUCGCCGUUGGACAUCAAAACCGAUGGCAGGAUUAUCAUAAACAACUGA